AUGGCUGAAAUUGAAUUCGAUCCAACCACACAUCCGCAUCGUCGACUAAACCCUCUCACAAACGAGCACGUCCUCGUAUCCCCUCAUCGCACGAAGCGGCCCUGGCAAGGUCAGACAGAACUGCCACAAGCUUCACAGCUCCCCGAGUACGACCCCAAGUGCUACCUCUGUCCUGGAAAUGAACGCGCGGGCGGCCAGCACAACGCUGUGUACGAUCACACCAUGAUAUUUGAGAACGACUUUGCCGCGGUUCUACCCCCGCCUGGUCCGCUCGCGCCUCGCGCCCCUCAUCCGCUUCUCACGACGCAGCCCGUGCAAGGCGGCUGCGACGUCCUGAUCUUCCAUCCACGACACGACCUGACCCUCUCCAGGCUUCCCAUUCCUGAUAUCGAACGCGUCGUGGACGAAUGGUGCACAAUCUACAGGAAGCGGGGUGCCGAGGACGGUAUCAAAUACGUGCAGAUAUUCGAGAACAAAGGUGCUAUGAUGGGCUGCUCGAACCCACACCCCCACGGACAGGUCUGGUCGCUCUCGACCGUUCCGUCGCUUCCCGCUACGGAGCUGGCCAACCUGAAGCGCUACGCGCUAACCGACGUGCAGUCUUCCGGUGCACCUCGUGGUCCUUGUGAUCGCCCAUGUAUGCUCUGCGAAUAUGUACAUUUUGAGGUGGGAGUGGACAAUGAUACCGGUCGGGUGGUCGUCAAGAAUGAUCACUGGGUCGCCCUGGUUCCCUGGUGGGCGAUAUGGCCAUUCGAGAUUCUACUACUUCCGUAUGCUCGGCAUGUCCCUUCCAUCACGGAUCUGACAGCAGUGGAAAAGACUGCGUUCGCAGACAUUCUCUCACGAGUCACGAAGCGCUACGACAACCUCUUCUCCUGCUCAUUUGCAUAUUCUAUGGGUAUACACCAAAGGCCCAUCCCUUCUCAGGCGGAGCACUCGGACACCGAUGACGAAGAGAAUGUCGCACAUCUUCAUCUGCAUUUCGCACCCCCGCUUCUGCGAAGCGCGAGUGUGCGCAAGUUCCUGGUGGGUUUUGAGCUGAUGGCAGAACCGCAGCGCGACCUUACUCCGGAACAGGCUGCGCAGAGACUGCGGGCGUGCUCGGAGAUGCAUUAUUUGGAUGCUGCCACGAUUUCAACUCCAGCGCGUUCGCAGAACACCUCAUCUCAGGUUGCAGACGCGACCACCGGCUAG
Fibroporia radiculosa is the source of this 1194-nucleotide messenger RNA. RefSeq lists its product as uncharacterized. NCBI's taxonomy places the organism in Eukaryota, Fungi, Basidiomycota, Agaricomycetes, Polyporales, Fibroporiaceae. The transcript is spliced from 5 exons. The record is from RefSeq and is a predicted model, not a curated record. Gene Ontology annotation, biological process: beta-D-galactose catabolic process via UDP-galactose, Leloir pathway. Gene Ontology annotation, cellular component: cytoplasm. Gene Ontology annotation, molecular function: UDP-glucose:hexose-1-phosphate uridylyltransferase activity; zinc ion binding. Bases 1 to 1194 code for a protein of 397 amino acids.